Molecule: messenger RNA, 3541 nt
Organism: Nothobranchius furzeri (turquoise killifish)
Lineage: Eukaryota; Metazoa; Chordata; Actinopteri; Cyprinodontiformes; Nothobranchiidae
Gene: nell2a
Product: neural EGFL like 2a
Cellular component (GO): cytoplasm
Molecular function (GO): heparin binding; protein kinase C binding; calcium ion binding
Source: RefSeq, a predicted model, not a curated record
UCCAGUCGCAGUUCUCGGUUCUAGAGGCAGGACAGCUCGCCUCGCGCUGUGCGUCCUGGCAUCCACCUGUACCGCGGAUGGUUCUGCUUACUGGACCAGACCUCGCCUCAGUACAUGGCGUAGUUUCUGCACGAUACUUAACGUUUUCCCUCCUUCCUCCCUGGAUUCGCCUUUUAUUUCAUUCGCAUCACCGGAGCAUCUAAAGUUGUGAUGAUGCCUCCGACCUGCAGCGUUUGGGAUUUUUAAUCGCUUCAUUUGAGAGGCGGAUUUAUUGUAAUCGCCUGUGAUUCAACAACACGGUCUCUCGCAAGUGGACAAAUCAUGGACUAGUUGUUUCAAAAAGACAGUCACUAUGGGAUUAUUUCAGCGGUUUCUGGUUCUCUGCAUGUUUUGCAUCUCCUCAGUUGUAGGUUUUGGGGUUGACCCUGCCCUGCGCAUCAGCGUGUUUGAUGAACUAACUCUUGGAGAAGGCUUUGAUGGAGUUACUCAGGUCCAGGGCUUCCACGGCGAGUCUAGAGCUUUCCACUUCCAAGGAACCUCCAGGGAAGUGAAAGCUCCUGCUGAGGUCUCGAAGCGUACGGUCCAGAAGCUUAAAGGCAAGAACGAGUUCACUGUGCUCGCAACUCUCAAACAGGAUCAUCUAAACUCUGGAGUCAUCCUCUCCAUCCAUCACUCUGAGCACAGGUUCCUGGAGCUGGAGAGCAGCGGACAGCGCAGUGAGGUGCGGCUUCAUUAUCGCACCAGGAGCCACCAGGACCACACUGAGGUGUUUCCUUACAGCCUGGCAGAUGACCAGUGGCAUAAGGUCUCCAUAGCUGUCAGCGCCUCUCAUGUCAUCUUACACGUCGACUGCAACAGGAUCUAUGAGCGGGUGGUGGAAGCUCCCUACAUGGACAUACCAGAGGACACUUCCUUCUGGCUGGGACAGAGAAAUGCUGCUCAUGGCUUCUUCAAGGGGGUCAUGCAGGAUGUGGAGAUCCUGGUGAUGCCACAGGGCUACAUCUCACAGUGUCCGGAUCUGAACAGAACAUGUCCAACAUGUAAUGAUUUCCAUGGACUCGUGCAGAAAAUCAUGGAACUGCAGGAUAUCCUCGCAAAGACUUCAAGCAAGCUGUCCAGGGCGGAGGAGAAGAUGAAUGGGCUGGAUGGCUGUUAUUGUGAGCGAACAUGCAGCGUCAAGGGGGUUGUCUACAGGGAGGACGAGGGCUGGACAGAUGGCUGCAGGAACUGCACGUGCACGAACGGAACGGUGCAGUGUGACGCCGUCUCCUGCCCUCCUCCUCAGUGCCCAGCAGGCACGGCACCUGCCUACGUAAAGGGGGCCUGCUGCAAGGAGUGCCUGUCUGUGUGCUUGUUUGGUGGGCGAGAGUUGGUGGAGGGAGAUCAGAGGGCUGUGCGCGACUCCUCCGGCAGGUGUCUGCUGUUUGAAUGCAGGGACAGGAGUAUGCACCGGGUGGUCCAGAGUGAACCUUGUCCUGAGCUAAACUGUCCCGAGUCGGAGCAGGUCGCUUUGAACAGCAGGUGCUGUAAAGUCUGCAGAGGUCACGACUUCUGCUCAGAGGGCCACGGCUGUGUGGAGCACUCUGACUGUGUGAAUCUGGAGGCAGGAGACUGCUGUGUUUGUAAAGAUGGCUUCCGACCACUGCGAGACGAUAACGCCUACUGUGAAGAUAUUGAUGAGUGUGCUGAAGGGAAGCACUACUGCAGAGAGAACACCAUGUGUGUCAACACCCCUGGUUCCUUCAUGUGCAUCUGCCACACAGGCUACAUCAGGAUCGAUGACUAUUCCUGCACAGAGCAUGACGAGUGCCUCAGCGGACUGCAUAACUGUGAUGAGAACGCCUUGUGCUUUAACAUGGUUGGAGGCCACAGCUGUUCCUGUAAGCCAGGUUACACAGGCAAUGGAACUGUCUGCAAAGCGAUGUGUGACGGGCUGUGCCAGAAUGGGGGGACCUGUGUCUCACCUAACAACUGUGCUUGCCAGCAAGGAUUUACAGGGGAGAGGUGUGAGACCGAUAUCGAUGAGUGUGUGGACGGCUUUGUUGAGUGUGACAGUAAAUCCACUUGUGUCAACUUGCCCGGAUGGUACCACUGCGAGUGUCGUGAUGGCUACCAUGACAACGGCUUGUUUUCCGCCAACGGAGAAUCGUGUGUGGAUAUAAAUGAAUGCAAGACAGGGAGGAACACCUGUGCCAACGACACAGUGUGCUUCAACCUGGAGGGAGGCUACGACUGCCGGUGCCCCCACGGGCAUAACUGUACUGGAGACUGUAUCCAUGACAACAAGGUCAAGCACAGCGGGCAGAUCUGGGUGCUGGACAGCGAUAGGUGCUCGGUGUGUUCCUGCCAGGCCGGGCAAGUGAUGUGUCGCAGGAUGGUGUGCGACUGCGACAACCCCAACGCCGACCUGUUCUGCUGCCCUGAGUGCGACCCGAGACUGAGCAGCCAGUGCCUGCACCAGAACGGCCUGCUCACCUUUGGCAGUGGCGACACAUGGGUGGAGAACUGCCAGCAGUGCCAGUGCCUGCAGGGGCAGGUGGACUGCUGGCCUCUGCCCUGCCCGCCUGUGGACUGCGAGUUCACCGUGGUGCCCGAGGGCGAGUGCUGUCCCCGCUGUGUCACUGACCCCUGUCAGGCCGACACCAUCCGCAACGACAUCACCAAGACGUGCACGGACGAGCACAACAUUUCACGCUUCAGCGGCUCCUCCUGGAUUAAACACGGCACAGAGUGCACCCUGUGCCAGUGCAAGAAUGGACACAUCUGUUGCUCAGUGGACCCCAUGUGCCUUUAGUCCUGGUGGAUCUGAAGGCACCUGUACAGUGUUCUCCAUGUAAAGAAGUAACACCACCGUCCUGUCUCCUCACUGUCCACUUCACAGGCCUGGGUCGAAUCGUGUUUGCACCAUUAGGGUUGGUUUUUUUUUUUCUUCUGAACCAGAUGAUUAUAGGUUGCAAAUCAGGUCACACACCUUCCAACCCAGCCACUCCUAAACAAUCAGGCAGUGUCUCAUCUGAUUCUCUUUGUUUUCUAGCUCUUAUGGUUUGUUUUAAACAGAAAACUCCACCCAUCUGGUACCUUGUGCACGUUUGCCAUUAAAAGCAACUUGCAAACAGUCUGUGACCUGAUCCUGCUUCCUUGAAUCCUUUAAACCAAAUGCAAACCCGAAUCAAACCAAACACACGAUGGACUUCGAUUCCUCCAAACCCACUCUUUUUGUUCCAUCUCACCACUUAGAGUGACCCAGUGAGGAUCACAAAUUCCCACUCCGAGUCAUCGCUACAUGAAUCUGUAAGAUAUUACUAUUACUGGCAUGACUGUGCUUGAUGUCCAGACAUCUUUGCUGAUUUCUAUAUUAUAAACGAAGAUAAGGAAACCUUAGAUAGAGUGAAGACAGUUAGAAUAAGGUUUAGUUGCCACUUUAUAAGUCGUCUGUAUUAUGUGGUGCUUUGUAGCAUUUUGUUAAACUUUUCCUUUUGUAUGUUUUUUCCAAGCUUGUUAUAGUGUUAUGGUGAAAUAAAGUAUUUCCAUUUACAAUGAA